AUGGAAAAAUAUUUCAAAAGAAAAUCAACAGAGCAAUCAUCAACUCCUAAUCCCCAAACUGGGUCCUCCCAUGAAAAAAAGGUUUUUGAGUUUGAAUUGGAAAAACUUCCUAACGAUCCUGGUUCAAGGCCAAAAAUGUCAGAUUAUCAUCCAAGUGAUAGAGAUGAAAUUAGAAGAUAUCAUUUGCAAAAAGGUCAUUCACAACCAAAAGAAAUUAUUUUUCCACAAAGAAAAUUUGGACAUAUCUUUCGUAUGUUUAAUUCGGAUUGGUAUUUAAAAUAUGGUACUUGGUUGGAAUAUAGCCAAAGUGAGGAUGCUGCAUAUUAUUUAUGUUGUUAUCUUAUGAGGUCACAUCUUGAAGAACAUAAAGGUUACGGUGAUGCCUUUAUAACAGAAGGCUUACAAAUUGGAAGAAAAGUGAAAGAUAUUUAUAAAGUUGGGAAGAAUUGUCGUGGAAAUCUUAAGUUAACAUCUCCUGAUAUUCAAAAGGAUAUUGUUAAAGUUGCUGCAACGGUCACUACUCAAGUUAUACUGGAUUAUCUUGGAGAUGAUUUAUUUGCUAUUUUAAUUGAUGAAUCUUGUGAGAUCUCAGCGAAGGAGCAAAUGGUUGUGAUUAUACAUUAUGUAAAUAAUGAGGAAAAAGUUAUUGAGCAUUUUCUUGGUAUUGUUCAUGUUUCAAAUACUAGUGCUCUAACAUCGAAAAUGACUUUGGAGUCAUUAUUUGCAAAAUAUGGAUUAAGUUUGUCAAUGAUGCAUGGACAAAGCUAUGACGGAGCAAGUAAUAUGCAGGGUGAAUACAAUGGCCUAAAAAGCUUGAUUUAA
Messenger RNA from Lathyrus oleraceus (garden pea), 822 nucleotides. RefSeq lists its product as uncharacterized. The coding region runs from base 1 to 822 and encodes 273 amino acids. The transcript has 2 exons. The record is from RefSeq and is a predicted model, not a curated record. NCBI's taxonomy places the organism in Eukaryota, Viridiplantae, Streptophyta, Magnoliopsida, Fabales, Fabaceae.